Molecule: messenger RNA, 840 nt
Organism: Ascochyta rabiei
Lineage: Eukaryota; Fungi; Ascomycota; Dothideomycetes; Pleosporales; Didymellaceae
Product: Proteasome endopeptidase complex
Exons: 4
Coding region: 1-840 (279 amino acids)
Biological process (GO): ubiquitin-dependent protein catabolic process
Cellular component (GO): proteasome core complex, alpha-subunit complex; proteasome core complex
Source: RefSeq, a predicted model, not a curated record
AUGGCGGACAGAUAUUCCUUCUCGCUCACCACCUUCUCGCCCAGUGGAAAGCUGGUCCAGAUUGAGUAUGCUCUCAACGCCGUCAACCAAGGUGUCACUUCGCUAGGAAUCAAGGCUACCAACGGCAUCGUCCUCGCGACCGAGAAGAAGUCAUCAUCACCCCUCAUCGACUCCGCAUCAUCAUCCAAGGUCAGCCUGGUAACACCAAACAUCGGCAUGGUCUACUCCGGCAUGGGCCCAGACUACCGCGUCCUCGUAGACAAGGCGCGCAAAGUCUCACACACCGAAUACAAGCGCAUCUACAACGAGUACCCGCCUACGAGGAUAUUAGUGCAGGAUGUGGCGCGAGUGAUGCAGGAGGCGACACAGUCCGGUGGUGUCAGGCCGUACGGUGUCAGCUUGCUGAUCGCUGGGUGGGACGACGGCAUUGAGCCCGAGGCCGAGGGCAAAAGCGACGAGCAGACGAGCGAAGAGAAGAAGAAAGUGAGCGGCAAGACGGGCGGCAUCCUCAAGGGCGGGCCGAGUCUCUACCAAGUCGACCCCAGCGGCAGCUACUUCCCCUGGAAAGCAACAGCAAUCGGAAAGAGCGCAACGAGUGCCAAAACAUUCCUCGAGAAGCGGUACACAGACGGUCUGGAGUUGGAGGAUGCCAUUCACAUUGCCCUUCUGACGCUGAAGGAGACGAUAGAAGGAGAGAUGAACGGCGACACUGUCGAGAUUGGCAUUGUUGGGCCUCCGGAGGAGAGGCUGCUCGGUGUCGAGGGUGUCGAAGGCGCAGUGGGCCCCCGUUUCAGGAAGCUGAGCCCUUCUGAAGUCGAGGACUACCUGACGAACCUGUAG